Molecule: messenger RNA, 1401 nt
Organism: Daucus carota subsp. sativus
Lineage: Eukaryota; Viridiplantae; Streptophyta; Magnoliopsida; Apiales; Apiaceae
Product: protein FAR1-RELATED SEQUENCE 5-like
Exons: 2
Coding region: 1-1401 (466 amino acids)
Biological process (GO): regulation of DNA-templated transcription
Molecular function (GO): zinc ion binding
Source: RefSeq, a predicted model, not a curated record
AUGGCCGCGGCUAUUGAAUCACAACUUCCGAACACAUCACAUUUGUUAUGCUCAUGGCACAUUAGCAACAAAUUCCCCGAGAAACUUGCAACAUAUUAUUCCAAGGAAGGGUUUAAAUUUGAUUUCAACAAUUGCAUAUAUCACUCUUUGACUGAAGUUGUGUUUGAAGAUCGGUGGAAUGCUUUGGUUUUGAAGUACAAUUUGGAAGGCAAUACAUGGCUUCAAGGGUUAUAUGCUUUGAAGCAUAAGUGGGUCGAGGCUUACACAAGAAACACUUUUUCUGCGGGUCAAAAGACCACAUCAAGAAGUGAAGGAAUGAAUGCAUAUUUCGAUGCCUAUGUUGGUUCUUGCACUGGUUUGAAAGAUUUUGUAGAGGGUGCACAAAAAGCUUUGGAGAGGCAAUUCAUGCGUGAGAAAGACGAGGAUUAUGUGACGUUUCAUAGAAGUCGUUGCAUGCAAAUGAAAACCGCUCUGGAGCACCACGCAGCUUCCAUUUAUACGAAAGAAAUGUUUCGAAGAUUUCAGGAACAGUUGGUUGAAUCAUCUAAGUACUUUGUGGAGAAAGAUAGAGAUCGGUCCUUGGAAGAUGUUCAAGACACGUUCUACAAAUGUUAUAGACCGUUGAUGCGUGCUUCUCAGAGAAACACGUAUCUUGUAUCAUUCAACAAGGUGUCAUUAUGGGGUUCAUGCAUUUGUAGAAUGUAUGACAAUGUUGGCAUACCAUGCCGUCACAUUAUUGCCGUCUUGACGAAGAGGUGUGUGGCGGAACUACCGGAACAUUUUGUGAAACGGCGUUGGACAAGGGACGCCAAUAGAGUUGAUGGCAAGUUGCCAUAUCACACGUCCGAAUUUCAAUCACCAUCUCAUGAAAUGACUCCCACGGAAAGAUUCAACCACAUGACAUUACUUACCAUGGCGUUUAGUCAUAGUUGCAUGGCAUCGAAAGAGCGGUAUGAGUAUGCCGUUGGGGUUAUUAAUCGGGAAACGGAAAUACUUGAGAGCAUGCCCGUUGACGGGGUCGAAAAUGAAGGAGGUGAAUUAAAUCCAAAAACAACUCAAGAAGGUGGUGAGAAAUUGCAUGAGAGUGAAAUGGCCGACGGUUCGGAUGAUGAGUCAGUGUCACACGUCAGCAACUCAAUCUCGGACUCGGAAGAAAUGUGUGAUUCACCUAGUUUUAGCUUCUUGGAGGACGCGAUUCGUGAGCUCGACGAACUUGCAGAAAUGUACGAACCACCAUCCCACUCGGAAGAAAUGUGUGAUUCACCUAGUUUUAGCUUCUUGGAGGAAGCAAUUCAUGAGCUGGACGAAUUGGCACAGAUGCACGAACCACCUCCCCAAUUGGAGGAAGAAGACACCGAGUUGUACCCGCCUGAGGAAGCGGCCUACCGGUCAAGAAAUUAG